Molecule: messenger RNA, 696 nt
Organism: Eurytemora carolleeae
Lineage: Eukaryota; Metazoa; Arthropoda; Copepoda; Calanoida; Temoridae
Exons: 9
Coding region: 88-696 (202 amino acids)
Source: RefSeq, a predicted model, not a curated record
CUGAGCACUUUGCACACUGUUGCAUCUCUUUGUAUUUUCUCAGUCUACGAUAUUCAGUCUAGCUUUCAGCAUUCACAACUCAGGGAUAUGUCUGAUUACGCAACCAGGCGUCCUCCAUCAGGACGAGGACUGUCCUCUAGUAUCUGGCCGUCCUCUCUCUCACAUCCGUCCUCCAGCUCUCAACCUCUACAUUACGGAGGUGCUGGAUACAGCUCAGUAAGAGCGACCUCAGAGUUUUCCUCUGAUCUGUUCGGGAGACGGUAUGGGUUUCCAGAAUACAGAACAUCAAACAUUGAAAUUCGUCACACCUCACCAUUUCCUACAGAAUCUGGUUCUUAUAUACCAAGAACCACAAGAAGAACUAUUUCUGUAACUUCCCUGGAUUCAAGAAACUCGGUUCCUUUAAGGCUUCAUGGCUCUGAAGGGGAUAAAGGUCGUCUUUUCUCUGAUAUAAAAUAUGCUUAUCCUUCAACUUCAAGAGAAAGCGUCUCAAGAAGUUUGAGAUCGUCUAGGGCAUCUACUCCCAGGGGCAACAUUACUAGGAUCUCUGAUUCUCCUCGAGGGUAUUCUAUGCACAGGUUAAACUUAAAUACAAAUAUUAUAGUUUUGGUUGUCAUAUUUAAAAAUAUUUUAUUACGGUUUGGAGGAGCAUUCACAACAAUCACAAGUUGGCAGUUUCUGUGGUGUGCCCUUUAA